This is a messenger RNA of Candidozyma haemuli, 819 nucleotides long. RefSeq lists its product as uncharacterized. NCBI's taxonomy places the organism in Eukaryota, Fungi, Ascomycota, Pichiomycetes, Serinales, Metschnikowiaceae. The transcript has a single exon. Bases 1 to 819 code for a protein of 272 amino acids. The record is from RefSeq and is a predicted model, not a curated record.
AUGCUUAUGAAAAUAAUAGUAUUUCAUCUAGCCUUUCUAGGCACUGUAUUGACGGCGCCGGCGCCGGCGGCUGUUGCCGAUACGCCAGAAUCGAUCCCAGAGUUCAAAGACUUAUCGUUCGUGGAGAGUCUCAUUGACUUUGCAAGUCAAAGCCAACAAUUCGUCUGGGACCCAGCAAGCGAUAAAGGCCUGGAAGAAGGGAGCGACGGUAGUGACGACGAGGGCGAGCAAUUUGAAGAGGCGCUUGAUGCUGAGCCUAGCGUGGAAGAGCCAGAACAGGUCGAGCAGAGCAUGGAUGACGAGCAGAUGAACGACGAGCAGAACGUGGACGACGAGAUUACCGCCGAUAACAAUGAAAGUCUUAAUAACACCGUCCACAGCACGAACAUGAGGAUCGAGACAGGUCUCUUCUUCGAUGUCAGAAAAGGAGAUGAAGACUGCUCUGAUUCAGACUCAGAUUAUGACGAUGACUGUGACGACGACGAUGAACGAGGACUUCUCAAGAAGAUCCUUUUCUUCUUACCGUCUAGCGUACAGCAGCCCAAGGGUCCAAAGGCGAAUACUACCGAGCCCAAUGCUGCAAACACUGCCAUUCCCAUGACCACAUACACCAACCACACCACGGCCAAUCUCGUCACCAUCUCAGCCAAUGCACUUAUCAACACCACGGGCCAUUCCGCAGAAACCAACUCGUCACUUCUGCGUUCUUCGCCUCGCCAAUCAGUGCCGAGACUUGACGAUAUCUAUCGCUUGAUGGAAUCGCUGGCUCCAGCCACACCGAUCUGCUGGAUCGCCACAGCCCUCUUGAUACUAGUAUAA